Molecule: messenger RNA, 957 nt
Organism: Dipodomys ordii (Ord's kangaroo rat)
Lineage: Eukaryota; Metazoa; Chordata; Mammalia; Rodentia; Heteromyidae
Gene: Neurl1b
Product: neuralized E3 ubiquitin protein ligase 1B
Exons: 4
Coding region: 1-957 (318 amino acids)
Biological process (GO): ubiquitin-dependent endocytosis
Cellular component (GO): early endosome
Molecular function (GO): ubiquitin protein ligase activity
Source: RefSeq, a predicted model, not a curated record
AUGCAGCGAGCAGGUGCCCAGAGAUCCUGUCCCCAGAGGCCACGUGGAGGCUGCGAGACGCUGUCCUUGCGCAACGAGCCGCAAUGUGGGAGCUGCCAGCGCCUGCCAGACUCCAGCCCCCCGACGCGCCUCCUGACCCCCCGUCCAUGCUGCGGCCCUGGCUUCGAGCAGCAGCCGCAGCGGCACCCGGUGCUGGGCGAAGCCCCGCGCUUCCACGCGCAGGCCAAGGGCAAGAACGUGCGCCUGGACGGCCACUCGCGGCGAGCCACGCGGCGCAACAGCUUCUGCAACGGGGUGACGUUCACGCAGCGGCCGAUCCGGCUGUACGAGCAGGUGCGGCUGCGCCUGGUGGCCGUGCGGCCCGGCUGGAGCGGCGCGCUGCGCUUCGGCUUCACGGCGCACGACCCCUCGCUCAUGAGCGCGCAGGACAUCCCCAAGUACGCCUGCCCGGACCUGGUCACCCGGCCCGGCUACUGGGCCAAGGCGCUGCCCGAGAGCCUGGCGCUGCGCGACACGGUGCUGGCCUACUGGGCCGACCGGCACGGCCGCGUCUUCUACCGCGUCAACGACGGCGAGCCGGUGCUCUUCCACUGCGGCGUGGCCGUGGGCGGCCCGCUCUGGGCGCUCAUCGACGUCUACGGCAUCACCGACGAGGUGCAGCUGCUCGGUACGCUGCAGUCCAGUCCCGCUACCACGACUCCAUCCGGAUCCCUCAGCGGCUCCCAGGACGAUAGCGAUUCCGACAUGACCUUCAGUGUCAAUCAGUCGUCCUCUGAGUCAGAGUCAUCCCUGGGUAAGGAAAAGGGGACCGCAGCAAGGGCUCGGGGACCUGGGAAAACACUGCCAAUAGUAACCCGAGGAUGCCACACGAUGGUGUGCCUGCAGGACCGGUUUCUAGACACUGGGGGCCUGUACCUGUGUGGAAGGUUCUCCACGCCCCGUGGAGGGACCAAGUGA